This is a messenger RNA of Aspergillus oryzae RIB40, 309 nucleotides long. RefSeq names its product putative mannosylphosphorylation protein (Mnn4). Bases 1 to 309 code for a protein of 102 amino acids. Lineage: Eukaryota; Fungi; Ascomycota; Eurotiomycetes; Eurotiales; Aspergillaceae. The record is from RefSeq and is a predicted model, not a curated record. The transcript is spliced from 2 exons.
AUGACUGAGCACCAUUUCGAUAUUCCAGGCGUCGAGGGCGGGCGAACCUAUCUACUCGAGAUCAACCCGAACUACGUUUUCCGUUCCAUCGAAGACAAAAAGAAUGUGAUUGAUGCACGGUGGAUUGAUACCUCAUCGGGACUGUUUAUCGAUAUUACCGCAGUGCGUCCGGACGAUGCCAAGAGAAAAAAGGGUGAUACCGGAGCCUUAAUGUGCAAAGACAAACAUCAUUUCGAUGAAACGAAAGCGGUCGCUGCGACGACGAGGCGCCGUCGCUUUUCCCGUUCGAACGACACCUCUCAAAUAUAA